Rasamsonia emersonii CBS 393.64 is the source of this 2472-nucleotide messenger RNA. Its product is annotated as Mannosyl-oligosaccharide glucosidase. Gene Ontology annotation, biological process: oligosaccharide metabolic process; protein N-linked glycosylation. The coding region runs from base 1 to 2472 and encodes 823 amino acids. Gene Ontology annotation, cellular component: endoplasmic reticulum membrane. Gene Ontology annotation, molecular function: Glc3Man9GlcNAc2 oligosaccharide glucosidase activity. Lineage: Eukaryota; Fungi; Ascomycota; Eurotiomycetes; Eurotiales; Trichocomaceae. The transcript has 7 exons. The record is from RefSeq and is a predicted model, not a curated record.
AUGCAUCAUCCUUUAAGUCUCUCGCUUCUUGUAGUUUCAUUCCUCUUUAUCUUUGGCUUCUCCACUGCUAGCCAAGCUUCAUCUUCUGAUGAUGUGUCCAUAUUGAUCAACGAGGUCGCCAGAGCAAACAACCAGUCGCUACUAUGGGGCCCAUAUAAGCCUAACCUCUACUUUGGGGUCCGACCCCGGCACCCCAAGAGUCUGUUUGCUGGAUUGAUGUGGGCAAAGGUUGAUGACUUCAGGACGGUUCAGGAAAACUUCAGACAUACAUGCGAGCAACAUGAAGGCAUGGCUGGAUAUGGCUGGGACGAGUACGACGUGCGCAAGGGCGGCCGCCAGACCAUUCAUGACGCCGGAAACACUGUGGAUAUAACAAUCGACUUCAUCAAGGUUCCGGGAGGCCUUCAUGGAGGCAGCUGGGGAGCUCGAGUGAAGGGAGUGCCUCGAGAGGAUGCUCCUGCACAGCAGUUCACGACGGUGGUCUUCUAUGCGGGACUGGAAGGGCUGGGUAACUUGCAGGUCGAGAACGAGCCAGAUACUCUAGGCCUCGAGGGCGAUGUGAAGCUCAAGGGUUACACCCCAGACUUGGGUAGUUUCACCAUUGAUGUGACAACAGGACCGGAGAGCAAUGAACAUCCUCAGCAUUCUCAUCCUAGUUACGCCGAGAAACCCUUGGAUCGGACGCUGGUUACCAGUUUGCAGCUACCAUCGGAACAUCUGUGGCAAACGAGACCGCUCCUGUUCACCGUCAUGAAGCCUGAGGUGGAUGCAAUUUUUCAGAAGUAUGGGACCGAAUCGCCUCCGCCCCCUCCUCAGGUUUUCACAAUUCCCAAUAAGCCAGGAGAGGGGAAUCUCCAUUUCGUUCAGAAGGUUUUCGAGGGGGCGUUCGAGUUCGAUAUCUUGUUUUCUUCUGGCUCUGCUCCUCAGCCAAUAACAUCUGAGAGUUUGACAGAAGGAAUUAAGAGCACUGCACUCUCUUUCUCAGAUCGCUUCGAAAAGAUCUUUGCUCCGCAGGCACCAUUCGAUUCACCAGAGUAUACCGAGUUUUCCAAGGCAAUGUUUUCGAACCUCAUUGGCGGAAUCGGAUAUUUCUAUGGAGGCGGCAUCGUUGAUCGUUCCGCUGCCCCUGAGUAUGAAGAAGAGAACGAAGGGUUUUGGGAAGAGGCAGCGGAAGCAAGAGCUCGUGCCCGACCUGAGGCUGAAGAGCCGAGGGAGCUGUUUACCUGCAUACCCUCCAGGCCAUUCUUCCCUAGAGGAUUCCUCUGGGACGAGGGUUUCCACUUGAUUCCCGUUAUUGAUUGGGAUAUGGAUCUCGCACUGGAAAUCGUGAAGAGCUGGUUCAACUUGAUGGACGAAGAUGGCUGGAUCGCACGGGAACAAAUUCUAGGUGCGGAGGCUCGCAGUAAAGUCCCGCCCGAGUUCACAGUGCAGUACCCUCAUUAUGCCAAUCCGCCAACUCUCUUCAUGAUCCUGGAGUCAUUUGUGGACAGAUUCAACAAGUCGGCUGCUCCGCGUAUUGAUUUGGAUCGUGAAGAUAUUGCAGACAGCCUUCGCUCGGCUCACUUGGAGAACCGGGACUUGGCCUAUGCGUAUCUCCGCUCCAUCUAUCCGUUACUCAAAAGACACUACUACUGGUUUAGAAAGACACAAAGGGGUGAUAUCAAGUCCUAUGACAGAGACGCUUACUCCGCCAAGGAAGCGUACCGCUGGCGUGGUCGCACCGUGCAGCACAUCUUGACGUCUGGACUCGACGAUUAUCCACGAGCUCAGCCUCCGCAUCCAGGCGAGCUCCAUACCGACUUGAUCAGUUGGAUGGGGCUGGCGAGUCGCUCCCUCCGCCGGAUUGCCGAAGCACUAGGUGAGAAAGAGGAUACAGAGGAGUUUGGAGCCCACGAGAAGGCCAUUGUUCGGAAUAUCGAUGACCUCCAUUGGGACGAGGAAGCGCAAACUUACUGUGACGCCACCAUCGACGAUUAUGAAGAGAGCGUUCAUGUCUGUCAUAAGGGCUACAUUUCGAUCUUCCCGUUCCUGACGGGAAUAGUCGGACCGGACAGCCCUCGUCUUAAACCCAUCUUGGAUCUGAUCCGCGAUCCUGAAGAACUUUGGACCGACUACGGUAUCCGUAGUUUGAGUAAGAAAGACCCGUUCUACGGCACCGCCGAGAACUACUGGAGGAGCCCGAUAUGGAUGAACAUCAACUAUCUUGUGUUGAAGAAUCUCUACGAUAUCGCAACCGCUCCUGGGCCUCACCGGGAACAGGCCCGUCAGAUGUAUUCCGAUCUCCGGAAGAAUCUGGUCCAGAAUGUCUUCAAGGAGUGGAAGAGAACUGGUUUCGCGUGGGAGCAGUACAACCCGGAUACGGGACGAGGCCAGCGGACGCAGCACUUCACGGGCUGGACGAGCUUGGUGGUGAAGAUGAUGACUAUGCCUGAUCUCCCUGCGAGCAAAGGAGCAGGCCACGACGAACUGUAG